Molecule: messenger RNA, 609 nt
Organism: Suillus clintonianus
Lineage: Eukaryota; Fungi; Basidiomycota; Agaricomycetes; Boletales; Suillaceae
Exons: 3
Biological process (GO): protein phosphorylation
Molecular function (GO): ATP binding; protein kinase activity
Source: RefSeq, a predicted model, not a curated record
GUGGGUCGCGGCACCGUUUGCUAUCUGGCCAGGAAGGACGGGGAGGAGUUUAUUAUCAAGGAUUACUGGGCCAUGGGGGGAGAUGAAGAAGCCUUGAAUGAGAUCCACAUGAUGGAGAAGAUGAGCGGCGUCCGCGGUGUCCCCAAGCUUGUCGAAUAUUGGCUUGUCGAGUCCGAGCCCAACAAGGUUGAUCAAACGCAGAAUUAUCGGUUCAAGUCCGUGCGAAGCCUGAAAGGCACAUUCCGUACUCAUGUUCGCGUUGUCUUGAAGCCCCGCGCGCGACCUUUGCAUAAAUUCCGCACAAAGUUAGAGUUGUUGACGUCGAUACGAGAUAUUGUGCAGAUUCAGAAGGAAGCGGUGGAACAGCGCAAGGUCCUCCACCGUGAUUGCAGUCUGAACAACUCCAUGAUUGAGGACGAUGGUAACGGCUCCCAAGGAAUGCUGAUAGAUUGGGAGUUUGCGGUGAAAAUCGCCAAAAAUGAGACCUACACUGUUGGGGGCACCGGAGCCUCGAGUUCGAAACCAUACCCAGCCCCCCUGAUCAAGCACAGCUACCAGGAUGACCUCGAGUCCGUGUUCUACGUGUUCAUCUGGAUUUUGAUCGAAUUU